AUUGCGCAGUUUGAGACCGACGUGUCCGAGAUAAAGCAGUUCUGGCAGUCGGACCGCCAAAAACACCUCAAGAGACCGUACUCGGCAGAAAAAGUUGCCGCUAUGCGCAGCUCCGUGCACAUCGACUAUGUCUCGUCUGUGCAAGGCAACAAGCUGUGGCAGCUGCUUAACAAGCAUCGCAAGGAAGGCACGCCUCUACUCACGUUUGGCUGUGUCGACCCGGCCACCGCGUCGCAGAUGUCCCGUGCCGGAAUCGAGGCCGUGUACGUUUCAGGUGGUGUGUCUGCUCUGCAAGUGGCAGACGAAAUUGGCCGUGACCACGCGGACUAUCCGAGCGACACGGUGCCGAAAGUUGUGGCGCGGCUUUUUAAAAGUCAGUUAUUUCACGAUCGCAGACAAAAGUCCUACUAUCUCGGCCGCUCUCCCGCCGAGCAGGCAGAGAUCCCCAUCUACGACUAUCUGCUGCCAAUGGUGGCCGACGGCGACAUGGGCUUUGGCAGCGUCACGGCUAUAAUGAAACAGACCAAGAUGUUUGCGGAGGCCGGCACGGCAAUGGUGCACUAUGAUGACCUGGCCAUCGGGCUCAAGAAAUUCACCGAGAAAGUGGGCCGUACUGUCGUCCCGCUAAGCGAGUACCUACGCCGGCUGACCGCGGCACGGUUCCAGCUGGAUGUGCUAGGAUCCGAGAUGCUGCUCAUGUCACGCGUAGACUGCUACCACGCCGAGUUCAUUACGUCCGUGGUGGACACGCGGGACCACAAGUACGUGCGCGGGGCCACGGUAGCAGGGGUCGAGCCAUUUAUCCGCGCCAUGAACCGUGCUCUCGAACGGGGCGAGGAUGCUGCUGAGGCGCGUUCUCGGUGGCUCCAACAGGCCAAAGUUAUGACGUUCCCGGAGGCUGUCAAGCAAGUGGCCACGGCAGAGGAGUAUGCAGCCUUCUGCCGCCUUUUUGAAUCCCGUCCUGCGCCAAGCUUGAACGAGAUGCGCACUUUUGCCGAAAAAACGGUGGCCACCAAAAUUUACUUCGACUGGGACGUGGCCCGCACCAGCGUCGGACAGUACCUGUACAAAGCGUGCCCACAAGCAGUUAUAGAGCGCGCUGUGGCUGCCAUGCCGCUCACAGACACCACGUGGGCGCGCAUGGACACUCCGGUCUGGCGCGAUAUCGUCGAGAUCCAUACGGCUCUGCGCGCCGUCGACAGCGAGCGCUGUUUUGGGUUCGGCUUCACGGGAAGUUUCGAUUACGAAGCGGCAGGCUACACAUGGCAGGAGGUAUGUGAGCUGCCCGUGAAACUUGCCAAAAUGGGUAUUGUGUUCCAGACACAGCCGAUUUUUGCGCUCCAGGGCGUCAACAUGUACGUGUACGAGUUUGCACGGAUGUUCAAGAAGGAAGGUAUUGCAGGUUAUGUACGUGACGUCCAGCGGCCGUCGCUGGCGGGUGGUCACGACCACAGCGGCACCCCGUGGGGCGGAAACUACUUUGCCGACGAGUGUCUGAACGUGGCCAAUAGUAUGGAUAUAACUAUGAAUAACUAAAUCACC
Molecule: messenger RNA, 1542 nt
Organism: Ogataea polymorpha
Lineage: Eukaryota; Fungi; Ascomycota; Pichiomycetes; Pichiales; Pichiaceae
Exons: 1
Coding region: 103-1536 (477 amino acids)
Biological process (GO): carboxylic acid metabolic process
Molecular function (GO): isocitrate lyase activity
Source: RefSeq, a predicted model, not a curated record